AUGGACACCCUUCCCGAUGCUUUCCCCUCGCAGGGCCGAUCUGCCGCUCCGUUCGCCUCAGCAUCGCAGAGCACAUCUAAUCAAGGAUUUCCCGCUCCAACAGAAAACACAGAACCAGCUCCUCGAAUCAAAGUGCACGAUCCUCCUAAAUUUGACCUCGAAUCUUAUAUUGCAAAUUAUGUUGGUCGCACACGAUUCAACCGCUUGUACCUGAUCGGAACGACAUCGACAGUCCUCUCUACUGAAGCUCUGAAACUGGCCAUUGCAGAGGCCAAGUCAGGAAAAGAUGUUGGUCGAUAUGAAAAAGCAGUCCGUGCGUUGGCGGAAGUCGCACCGACUGAGCCUGAAGCUACUCUCGAUACGGCCUGGGUUCAAAAGGUGCAACGACAGGUUCAAGCCCAGUCUGAACGGUUGGAGCAAGAACUGCGGGGAUACAAGAACAACUUGAUCAAAGAAAGCAUCAGGAUGGGAAAUGAGGAUAUCGGAAAUCACUACUACGAAACAGGCGACCUGGUCGCUGCCUCCAAAGCGUACACCCGAAUGCGCGAUUACUGCACCACACCUAACCACAUUGCGUCGAUGCUUUUCAAGCUCGUCAACGUCUCCGUCGAGCGCGGCGACUGGCUCGCCGUUCAAUCAAAUGUCCAUCGCUUGCGCACGGCUCAAUCAAAACCCGAGGAUCAACAGAAAAACCAGCCCAAAGUCAGCGCUGCCCUCGGUCUUGCCCAGAUGCACUCAGGCGCGUAUUUAGAUGCCGCAAAUAGCUUUUUGGCCACCGAUAUGAGCCUCUCCGAUACCUUCAACGAGGUCCUCACAGCCAACGACGUGGCUGUCUACGGUGGUCUGUGUGCGAUGGCAUCAAUGGAUCGGGAAACUCUCCAACGUCGUGUCCUCGACAACGGCUUAUUCCGGAACUUUUUGGAACUUGAGCCGCAAAUCCGCCGGGCCGUUGCGUUCUUCUGCAACUCAAAGUUCCGACCUUGUCUCGACAUUCUAGAGUCCUAUCGAACAGACUAUCUUCUUGACCUCCAUCUCCAGCGUCACGUUUCUGAUCUCUACCAUUCGAUUCGCACAAAGGCCAUCAAACAAUACCUGGUGCCCUUCAGUCGCGUAACCUUGGCCUCCAUGGCCACCAUCUUCGCACCCGAGGUGAUCGGCGGUGAAGCACAGCCCACGAGCGUCUCCUCCCCCUUUGUCCAGGAGAUCAUCCAACUCAUCCAAAAGGGAGUCCUAGAAGCUCGACUCGACCUGGAGAAAAACGUCCUGGUCUCCAACAAAUCCGAUCUACGAACGGAGGUCCAAGAACAAGCCCUCGAAAGUCUUCGCGCAUUCAAUCAGGAGGCGCACUUACGGAUUCUCCGUGCCAGCGUACUCCAGGCUGGGUUGGAAGUGAGAGACGCCGAGGCCGAGAAGCGAAUGCGUAAACAACAGGGGCCGCCCGGUAGAGCUUCAGAGAGGCUUGCUCGAGGCGCAACGCGUGCCUAA
This is a messenger RNA of Penicillium diatomitis, 1485 nucleotides long. Its product is annotated as COP9 signalosome complex subunit 1. Gene Ontology annotation, cellular component: COP9 signalosome. Bases 1 to 1485 code for a protein of 494 amino acids. The transcript is spliced from 4 exons. The record is from RefSeq and is a predicted model, not a curated record. NCBI's taxonomy places the organism in Eukaryota, Fungi, Ascomycota, Eurotiomycetes, Eurotiales, Aspergillaceae.